Aedes albopictus (Asian tiger mosquito) is the source of this 593-nucleotide messenger RNA. Its product is annotated as bolA-like protein DDB_G0274169. NCBI's taxonomy places the organism in Eukaryota, Metazoa, Arthropoda, Insecta, Diptera, Culicidae. The transcript has 3 exons. Gene Ontology annotation, cellular component: mitochondrion. The record is from RefSeq and is a predicted model, not a curated record. The coding region runs from base 107 to 526 and encodes 139 amino acids.
AAAAAUACCGAUUUGUUUACGAUUCGCAGUGCACAUAACAAUCCAGCAAUCGCAUUUUUCCAGUUUGAAGUUUAAAUUGUUAUUAAUUUUAGUGCUUCGUCGGAUUAUGAAUAUAAUUCCCAGCCUACGAGCUUUCCCCUCGAGAACUCUGAUAACAUUGGUCGGUAGCAACGCGCUUCGCACAAUGGCAACGACCGCAUCUGCACACGAGAAACCUAUCGAGACAGCCAUACACGAAGGGCUUACGGCAAAAUUGACCCCGGUGCACCUGGAGGUAGUGAACGAGUCCUACAUGCACAACGUACCCAAGGGAUCGGAAACGCACUUCAAGGUCCUGGUGGUAUCCGGCCAAUUCGAUGGGCUGCCACUGAUCAAGCGCCAUCGUUUGGUGAACGAAAUCGUCAAGGAAAAACUGGCCGGAAACUUUGUGCAUGCCCUCUCAAUCGAAGCCAAAACACCCGCCCAGUGGAACGAAUCGUACAAGUUGGAACCCAGCCCUAACUGUCGUGGAGGUUUCGGGAAAUGAACGUUCGGAAUGAAAUAAAUUUAUCUGGAUAUGUAGUUUGUUAAAUACUUACGGGCUAGUGAAACGA